GGUGUUUCCUAGGGGACUGAGGGAGGGCCGGGGCGGUACGAAGCGGGGGAGGGCCGUGCGCGUAAUGGCAGCGCCGUGGCCUCGCGUCCAUCUUUACCGUUUUCUCGGACCUGUCACAAAGGAGUCGCGCCGCCGCCCCCUCGCUCCGGUGGGCCCGGGAGCUAGAGAAAGUCAGUGCUGCAGCCCGACCGCGCUGCUCUGAGAAGCCCCUGGGCACGCGGAGCGGGAGGGAGUGUGAGGGUUGGAGGCGACUGUGAGGGAGGGAAACAGCCUCUCGAGCCUGGGGCGGGCGGACCGUACUGGAGCCGGGGCAGGCUCUGGGAAAGGGCCCGGGAGAGAGGUGGCGUUGCUCAGAAGCCGAGAAACAGGCGAGAGGUUUUCCACCGAGGCCCGCGCUUGAGGAAUCCGAAGAGGUUCCUAGAAGAGGGUGUUCCCUCUUUCGGGGGUCCUCACCAGAAGAGGUUCUUGGGGGUCGCCCUUCUGAGGAGGCUGAGGCUAACAGGGCCCAGGUGAGAGGCAGCUCUCUAUCUCCUGGGGUGGCUCCUGGUACUGAGGGGGUCCUAUCUACUCAGGGGUGCCCGGGAUAGAAAGGGUAGAUGAGGGGACGCUUUGGGAGGGUUCCUUUUGUGGAGUUUGCGGUCUAGGUGGCACGGGUGGGAGGCGGACCUCCCCUGGGAGAUUUAGAAACGCCUUGGGAUAGAAAGAAUGGGGCUGGGAGGUAGGAGCCAGAACUAGCGGAUUCUCGUACUACGGAGGCCGGAGCUGAAAAUUGGUGUAAUUCUGCAGUCCUAUUUUCAAAGAAAAGAAAGUGUUCUUUCUCACUGAUCUGUACUAUGGCUGAAUGCAAGCAAAUAUUUGAAGAGAUGAAUCAUUGAUUCCUGGACCAUUUGUCAGAGAGGGUUAGACCAGUUGGCCAGAUGUCUCCAUGAACUGCUAUUGGAUGACCAGAAUUCCCUGUAGUUGAUAAUGUUGGGAAUAAGCUCUGCAACUUUCUUUGGCCUUCAGUUGUUAAAAACAAAUAGGAUGCAAAUUCCUCAACUCCAGAUUAUGAAAACAGUACUUGGAAAACUGAAAACUACCUAAAUGAUCGUCUUUGGUUGGGCCGUGUUCUUAGCGAGCAGAAGCCUUGGCCAGGGUGUGCUGUUGACUCUCGAAGAGCACAUAGCCCACUUCCUAGGAACUAGAGGUUCCACUGCUACCAUGGGUAAUUCCUGUAUCUGCCGAGAUGACAGUGGAACAGAUGACAGUGUCGACACCCAGCAGCAACAGGCCGAGAACAGUGCAGUACCCACUGCUGACACAAGGAGCCAACCACGGGACCCUGUUCGGCCACCGAGGAGGGGCCGAGGACCACAUGAGCCAAGGAGAAAGAAACAAAAUGUGGAUGGGCUAGUGUUGGACACACUGGCGGUAAUACGGACUCUUGUAGAUAAUGAUCAGGAACCUCCCUAUUCAAUGAUAACAUUACAUGAAAUGGCAGAAACAGAUGAAGGAUGGUUGGAUGUUGUCCAGUCUUUAAUUAGAGUUAUUCCACUGGAAGAUCCACUGGGACCAGCUGUUAUAACAUUGUUAUUAGAUGAAUGUCCAUUGCCCACUAAAGAUGCACUCCAGAAAUUGACUGAAAUUCUCAAUUUAAAUGGAGAAGUAGCUUGCCAGGACUCAGGCCAUCCUGCCAAACACAGGAACACAUCUGCAGUCCUAGGCUGCUUGGCUGAGAAACUAGCAGGUCCUGCAAGUAUAGGUUUACUGAGCCCAGGAAUACUGGAAUAUUUGCUACAGUGUCUGAAGUUACAGUCCCACCCCACAGUCAUGCUUUUUGCACUUAUCGCACUGGAAAAGUUUGCACAGACAAGUGAAAAUAAAUUGACUAUUUCUGAAUCCAGUAUUAGUGACCGGCUUGUCACAUUGGAGUCCUGGGCUAAUGAUCCUGAUUAUCUGAAACGUCAAGUUGGUUUCUGUGCCCAGUGGAGCUUAGACAAUCUCUUUUUAAAAGAAGGUAGACAGCUGACCUAUGAGAAAGUGAACUUGAGUAGCAUUAGGGCCAUGCUGAAUAGCAAUGAUGUCAGCGAGUACCUGAAGAUCUCACCUCAUGGCUUAGAGGCUCGCUGUGAUGCCUCCUCUUUUGAAAGUGUGCGUUGCACCUUUUGUGUGGAUGCUGGGGUAUGGUACUAUGAAGUAACAGUGGUCACUUCUGGUGUCAUGCAAAUUGGCUGGGCCACUCGAGACAGCAAAUUCCUCAAUCAUGAAGGCUAUGGCAUUGGGGAUGAUGAAUACUCUUGUGCGUAUGAUGGCUGCCGGCAGCUGAUUUGGUACAAUGCCAGAAGUAAGCCUCACAUACACCCAUGCUGGAAAGAAGGAGAUACAGUAGGAUUUCUGUUAGACUUGAAUGAAAAGCAAAUGAUCUUCUUUUUAAAUGGCAACCAGCUGCCUCCUGAAAAGCAAGUCUUUUCAUCUACUGUAUCUGGAUUUUUUGCUGCAGCUAGUUUCAUGUCAUAUCAACAAUGUGAGUUCAAUUUUGGAGCAAAACCAUUCAAAUACCCACCAUCUAUGAAAUUUAGCACUUUUAAUGACUACGCCUUCCUAACAGCUGAAGAAAAAAUCAUUUUGCCAAGGCACAGACGUCUUGCUCUGUUGAAGCAAGUCAGUAUCCGAGAAAACUGCUGUUCCCUUUGUUGUGAUGAGGUAGCAGAUACACAAUUGAAGCCAUGUGGACACAGUGACCUGUGCAUGGAUUGUGCCUUGCAGCUGGAGACCUGCCCAUUGUGUCGUAAAGAAAUAGUAUCUAGAAUCAGACAGAUUUCUCAUAUUUCAUGACACAUGUGAAGAGGCAUCGUGGACUUUUUUCUACUCAAUUCCAGCCAAUGUUGAAAAGAAAAAGAAAAAAAACUCUCUAAUCAGUUGUACACAUACUGAAACUUAUAGCCAUGGCCAGAUUUUAUGCUAAAAAUGGUAGUUUGUCAAAGACAAAAUUCUCUUAGAAUCUAAUCCAACUUGCCAGCCCUGAAAAAAUCCCUUUAAGGCCACGGAAAGCUGAAUGCUAGCAGCCAGGCCUGUGGUACUUCCAUGAAAAACUAUAGGAGACAAUGCCCUCCCAAGUACUGAAAUCACACUGGAAUCCUCCAUGUUGGGUUCAUUUGAUUGUUUAACACAGGACGUGUUGUGUCAUUCUGAAGUUUUUAUUUGGGGCAGAAGUCUUUAUGGAGAUGUAAAUGACAGCAUUUCUGGGUUAUGCAUAACUUCUCACUGGUUGGAGAGACACCGGUGUGUUAAGCAUGGAUAUUGCAUUGCAAGACUUGAAUCUAUAAACAUUAGAAUCACACAGUCAGUACUACAAGCAAAACAGAGAACCUGAAAGAAGGUGCACAGACUGUAAGAAAAAACCCAAGUUUGUGAUAUUUCAGUGAUUCCAAAGAACAUUCUAGGUUUUUUGUUGUUUUUUUGUUUUUUGGGUUUUUUUUUUUACUGCAGAAAAUCGGUGGUAUUUUCAUAUUCAUAGUGUUCCUAUCCAAUUUCAGUACCCACAUUUUAUGAGGAAAAAAUGUUUUACCAAUGCAGGAGGAAUUCUUAAAUUAGCUGUAAUGUUAGGUUGGAGAAAAUUUGGUAUUUAGGGUAUUUUUAAGGUACCAUCAAAUCAGAUUUCUUUUUGUUAAAAAAAUUUUUUUAAUCAGUAUUGUUUUUACAAGUAAUAUACUUUGAAACUCUUGAACUAAUAGUCUCACAAACUCUAGAGGACAGUCUGAGAACACGUAUUUCUAUUGUUCUAAAUAAAUACAUGUUUUCGAAUAGUAAGUUCAAUCAUGAAUUAUUGACUAUGUCUUCUCAAAAGUGUUAAUCCCUCUCAGGGUCUCUGGUGAAGACCUUCAAGAGUUUGGUUUUUUCUCCCAGGAAAUUGGAAGGUAGAAUUGUAAAUUCAUAGAACUUCUUUUAUAAUGGUGUACCUCUGCAGCUGCCUUUCAAUUUAUGCCAAGUCCUUACAGAGUUUAUACUUGAAUAGUAAAUAUGUCUUCUGAGUUUUACAGUGUCUUAAACUCAAUGCACAUUUUUUUUUCUUCUUUUUCCACCCCUUCUUGUUUAUAGUUCAUUAUACCUGUCCUAUUACAGAGCUGAUUUCCUUCCUGGCUGUACAUGUUGGGGUGCUGGAUUUUUUCCCAUGUCUUUAGUCUUCCAUAAAUCCAAACAAAUAUAUAUAUAUAUAUAUAUAUAUAUAAAAAUAUAUGUAGAUACAUGUUCUCUUCUUUAGCUUGUGGUGAAUACAGUAAUUUGCAUUGAAGAAUAAAACAUCUGUUGCCUUUUUUGACUAAGA
This is a messenger RNA of Cercocebus atys (sooty mangabey), 4303 nucleotides long. RefSeq names its product ring finger and SPRY domain containing 1 (gene RSPRY1). Gene Ontology annotation, molecular function: ubiquitin-protein transferase activity; protein binding. Gene Ontology annotation, cellular component: cytoplasm. The record is from RefSeq and is a predicted model, not a curated record. Bases 1084 to 2814 code for a protein of 576 amino acids. The transcript has 16 exons. NCBI's taxonomy places the organism in Eukaryota, Metazoa, Chordata, Mammalia, Primates, Cercopithecidae.